AUGGGUUGCGGUGUGUCAAACAAUGUCGUUAACAACGAUGCACAACCUGUUUCUAACGCUCCCGUUCCAUCAACAUCAAGAUCAUCUCAACGACAGAAACAAGAACAACAACAGCAGAAAGAUGUAACAGAACAGCCUGUUGUUGCACCACAAACGUCAACAACAGCUGAAAUGUCGAACACAAUGAACGUUCUCAUUACUUGCCAUGGUGAUCAACAAAGUCUUGCUGAGAAAAUACGCUCGACGUUCAGUAAAGAAAAUGUUGCUUGUUAUAUUCUCAAUGAGUCAACGCCGUGCUCUAUUGCAGCACGAGCGAAUCUCGUGCAAUGGUGCAAUGCAUUCCUCGUUAUUAUCAGUCGUUCAUACCAACAGACAAUGUCUUGCAUGGAAGCGAUCAACUACGCUAAAGAUCUACGCAAAGCAAUUGUCGCUGUUUACGUCGAAUCAAAUUUUCAACCAUAUGGCGCGUUGGGUGCUAUAUCAGCCAGCGCCGUGCUCUCGUUAAAAGUGGCAAAUAAUCAGCUACCAGAAAAUAUGACUUCACAAACUGUCACUGCUGUUUUGGCUUUUAAAACAAGGAAAUCCGGUAAUAAAAAUUCUGUGGACCCAGCACAGAUGAACAAUGAGAGUGCUCAUAUAGAUCUUGUCCAUGGCGAUCAGUCAUGUACGGUAUUAGUUUGCACGGCCAAUGAUGGAGUGAAUGUUGCGCAAUUAGUAUAUCAGGAUUUUCGCACAAACAAUGUCGACGUUGCGUUAGAAAAUCUUGCGCAAGCAAAUGCAUCUUGCAGCGUUCGACAAUGCGCCGUCUUCGUUCCGGUUCUUACUCCUGAGUUUGAAAAGCUACCGAUCUGUCGCGCAGCAUUUGAGGAAGCUCGUCACCUUGGAAAAGGUAUUGUACCUAUAUUAGCUAUUAAGGAUUGGAAACCUGACGGAUGGAUUGGUUUAAUUAUUGGCGGAACAACAUUUUUUCGAGUAUUUAAUAAAGAUCAGGCGUACAAACAAUUCUACGAUAGCAAUCGAAUGAAAGAUCUAAAUUUUGAAGUGCAAGUUGCUUGCCAACCGCGGCCUAGUCAAGCCGAAAGAGAACAGAAAGAACUGAUAGUUUUAACAGAAAAAAUUCAGGAAUGUAAAAAUAACCUACGAACAUGGCCACCACCGCGUAAAGAACGUUCAGAUGAUCCAGUUGUCGAUCGACAACCCGUUCGUGUCGCAAUACCUGAGCCGAGUGCUAAACUUGCAUUCAAUCAUAUCCAUCAUGAAAUUACACGUUGCGAUAUCAAAGCACCACCUGUCCUACUGGACGACUACGGUUUACCUAAGCGAACAGAGCUCGAUUGUAUGAUUAGUUAUCAAUGGGAUCAUCAAAAUUUUGUUAGGAAAGUAUACGAAGAUAUGUCAAUGCGAGAGGUUAAGACAUGGUUCGAUAUAUGGGGAGGUAUGCAUGGCAACACAAACGAUGCGAUGGCAACUGGUGUGGAAUGUGCGAAAGUAUUGCUUGUCUUUCUGUCUAAAGCGUACGUUCAAUCGCCCAAUUGUCUGUUGGAGUUCCGCUAUGCUGUCAAGCGUGGUAAAGCUUUCGUAAUUAUCAGAGUUGAACCAAACAUUCCAGCAGAACAAUGGAUGCUCGAAGCAAUGGAAGGAUUUCCUCAGUAUGACAUCUACUCCUAUGAUCAUCUGGAGGCAUUAAUAAACAAUGUACCAACAAUUGACGUCAUUAUGCAAGCGGUACGCACGCUUGCUCAAGCACAGCCGUUAGAUGUUAUAAAUGAUUGUUCAGCUGAACUAUUUGAGCUGCGUUCACUUCUUGACGACGCCCGUGAUGCAAUCUAUGCCGAGGCAGGACAAAGUCGUUAUAAGACAUGUACACGAUGCAAUCAACAGUUUGAUGAAUUUACGAAAGGUGGGUGUAAAACACAUCGUGCAUAUUAUAUGGGUGGAACGAUUCUGGAAGGUCGAUGGGUAUGCUGUCGGCAACAAGCUAAAGAUUCACCAGGUUGUGAAGAAUGUGAUCAUACAGACGCAGUUCGUACUUUUACACAAGAUCCUAGUUAUGGUACGUGGACAUGGCAACCUAACUAA
Messenger RNA from Adineta ricciae, 2079 nucleotides. NCBI's taxonomy places the organism in Eukaryota, Metazoa, Rotifera, Eurotatoria, Adinetida, Adinetidae. The record is from the annotation of a GenBank genome assembly.